Molecule: messenger RNA, 1287 nt
Organism: Rhopalosiphum padi (bird cherry-oat aphid)
Lineage: Eukaryota; Metazoa; Arthropoda; Insecta; Hemiptera; Aphididae
Exons: 1
Coding region: 241-657 (138 amino acids)
Source: RefSeq, a predicted model, not a curated record
ACAGAUUUAAAUUGUAGUGUCAGUCAAUCAGCCAUUAUUGCACACAUAAAUUUUAUAAUUACAACAAUAUCGUUUGUUGCAUACCGUGUGAUUAUAUUUAUUUGCCGCGAUAAUAAAAUAUAUUACGAAUACAACUUUUAGUGGUUUGCUGUGUCCCUGAUUUAUCGCGAGGUACGAUGUUUAUUUCGUAUUAAUAAAUAUUGUACUGUUAUCAAAAUUUGAAGAUAUUUGAAAAACAAUAUGACGUUUCUCCUGUCGUACGCUGUCGUCUCUGUAUUCGUCUUCACGGUACAGUUGCAUUUCUUCUACUUGGGUCCUGUCCACUCGAUACAAAAUGGCACAAAUUACACGACGUGUCAAGAAUGUAUAGAUUCGGAAUGCUAUAAAACGGAUAAACAUGCGUGCGUAUUAAAUGAUACAGACAAUACGUAUUUGUGUUUCACUUGUGACACCGAUACGGAUGGAAACAGUCAGUUCUACUCAGAAACUGCUUGCAAGGCGUCCUGUGCGGACGAGCACAAGUGCACUUGCGACGGCGCCUGUUACAAGUGCUUCCAAGGCGUGAUACCCGACCAUGAGGUUUUUACAUGUACAAUCCCGACCGAACAGAUGGACGAUAAUUGCAAUAAGUCUCCGUACCAACCUCCCUCAUCAUAAUAUGUUUUAUCAAUAGAUUUUAUUAUUUGAAAAUAAUUGCCAUUAUUUAUACAUAUAUAUUAUUAUAUUAUUUACACCUGGUCAUCACCACGAUAUUUAUUUAUAAUAAUUUUGCAUAUUUUAUCUGAUUCAAUGGCUUUUUGUCAACCGUUCUUAUGUAUAUUGUGCAGUUGAGAUACACGACAGCAGCACCACAUAACUGUCUUUUUACCGUAGGUAAAUACAUUCAAUAUAAUAAGAGAUUUUUAAAACAAUCCUCGGAAUAGAAAAUUUAUAUAUGUAUAUAAUGAAUACCUGAUCACCGAAAAUUUGUUUGUCGAUAAAAAAAAUUACCAAAAUUAUAUUAUUACUAUUUGAUUCUAUAUUGUAUAAUAUAUGCACUUUACCAUUAUACGUUAAUACGUAUUAAUGUAUUUAGUAUUAUUUUAUGAAUAUUUAACUAUUAUUACAUCAUUAUAUAUUUUGUGUUUUAUUUUUUUUAUUCUUAACGAAGUUCUGAGCUUCGUCGUUUAUGAAUUUCGAAAGCUGCAUCGGUGUAAUACUGUAAUAAAGUUAGGUAUUAAAAUAUUAUUAUAAAUAUUAUUUAUUAAUUAUAAGUUAUAAUAUAAUAUAUACAAUGUUGAAAAAUUA